Molecule: messenger RNA, 1959 nt
Organism: Anopheles marshallii
Lineage: Eukaryota; Metazoa; Arthropoda; Insecta; Diptera; Culicidae
Product: ubiquitin carboxyl-terminal hydrolase 3-like
Exons: 7
Coding region: 1-1959 (652 amino acids)
Biological process (GO): protein deubiquitination
Cellular component (GO): cytoplasm
Molecular function (GO): zinc ion binding; cysteine-type deubiquitinase activity
Source: RefSeq, a predicted model, not a curated record
AUGGAUUGUCCGCACAUCGUCGAUAACGUAGGUCUUGGUAAGGAAUCGAUCAGGGCGGUGAAGAACAGCAACAUCGCAGCUACGGCCGUUGCUGCCGAACCCAUCACCAACACCCCCUUACGCGAUGUGUCGGAUGCGGUAGUACUGUCCGACGUAGUAGUUGCUGCCAGUCCGACCACUGUUCUCACGGUCGCCUCUACUGCGUCAUCGUCCUCAUCAUCAUCAUCGGCAGCAGCGUCAAAGCAUUGGAAAUGUACAGAAUGUUCCAUCAGCAAAGACAACUGGAUGUGUUUACAAUGCGGUGCGGUACUAUGUGGUCGCUACGACAACGGCCAUGCAUUGAAGCAUUCGAAUAUGAACAAAAAUCACAACAUUUGCAUGAAUACGUCAAACCAGUCAGUCUAUUGCUAUAAAUGCGAUGAAUUUGUGAUCAACGACACCAAUGACAAUGCACUGGAAGAACUCCGGCAAGAAUUAAAGGAAGGCAAUGGCGAUCAGAUGGAUACGAUCUCUGAAACGUCCUCCACGCUGGAAGAAAUCAGUUCAUCUAAAUCGACGCAAGAAACGGCCAGCACAUCCUCGUCGAGUGACUCCGGUUGGGAAGAACCAUCGCCAACGGCACUGAUUACACCCGUACCGAUACCGACCGUUGCUAUUGUUAGUUCGCGAAAGUUGCGUCCCCGCAAGCGUACAAUAUCGAGCGAUAGCAACAACGAGAACGGUGCGACCACUGCCAAACGGAAGUCGAUGCGGCGAGUCGUCGGAUUGCGCAAUCUUGGCAACACCUGCUUCAUGAACUCAGUAUUACAAUCGUUAAGCAACAUACAGGAGUUUAGCUGCUACUUCAACACGAUGCCUGCACUGGAGAUGAAACACAAACAGAAGUCGUACCAUUCGCGCAGCAUCAAGGAAACAAUGGACGAUGUGUUUGUCGUGGAGGAACUGCGCAAGGUUCUACUGAACCUUAGUCAAGGUGGCGAUGGGUCGAAAGGUGCCAUCUCACCCGAGUGUUUGUUUCUGGUCAUCUGGAAGGUUGUACCACAGUUCCGUGGACACAGGCAGCACGAUGCACACGAAUUUCUGCGCUACAUGCUUGACCGGCUUCACACCGAACUGCAACAGGUAUCGUUUCCGGUAGAGCUUUCAGCACAGAAAGCAGGCGAACACAAAAAUCCCUACAACGUAUCGGGGUUAAGUCAUCUCCAGGCGAAGGGCCGAAAUUCCAUCGUUACGAACGUGUUCGGAGGUGUACUGCAGAGUGAGGUGCGCUGUCUAAUCUGUGGCAUGGAAAGCAAAAAGCACGACCCAUUCCUCGAUCUAUCGUUAGACAUUCCUGAAAAGUUUUACAGCAAAGAUCACGCCUCGGAUGGUGGUGGAAAUGGAGUGGAUGCGACAAGUGGUGGUGCGGCGCCUGUUUGUCACAUUGCCGACUGUCUGUCCAGCUUUACGGAGGUAGAAGAAUUAGCAGAAACUGAGCUAUACUAUUGCAAUUCGUGCAAAUGCAAACAGAAAUCGACCAAGCGCUUCUGGAUUCGUCGAUUACCGAACGUGUUGUGUUUGCAUAUAAAACGGUUCCGAUGGAACAAUUUCUACAGAACAAAGAUCGACCUGAGAAUAGCAUUCCCCAUAAACGCUCUCGAUAUGUCACAGUUUGUGCUAAAUAAUGGACCGGAAACGAGGCGAUCCAAUUCUAGCUGCAACAUUUACGACCUAGCCGCCGUUAUCGUGCAUCAUGGCAAUGGCUCCAGCUGUGGGCAUUAUACGUCCUUUGCCAUCAACAAUGGUGUCUGGAUGCACUUCAACGAUCACACGGUGAAGGAGGUGAACAGUACGGCGGUCGCCGAAUGCAAACCAUACAUCCUGUUCUACAUCAAGCGUGAUCCAACGAAUGCCAACCGACUGUCUACGAUCGGUACCGCGGCACCAGGUGCUGCAGCGGGACCCAAUCAGUCGUCCUGA